AUGCAUCAGCACGAGGUUAAGGAUGAACUCAAGGAAAGCAAUUCUGGGGAUCUGAAAGCGACCGCAUCGAACCGCAAUCCGAAAUGCACGCGCUGUAGAAAUCACGGCAUUUUGUCCGAUCUUCGAGGUCAUAAACAUCAAUGCCGUUUCAAAGACUGUACAUGUAUGGACUGUAGAACUGUGGCUGAACGACAGCGUCUUACGGCUGCAAGGAUUGCUUUAUUCAGGCAACAAAAAGGCAAUGAAGCGGACAUGAUUGUAAACACGCCAGAGCUAGAUCAGAUGGAGUCCAGUCUUUUGAACGGAUGGGUGGAAGGAGAGGAACACCGAGAAGGUCAGUAUUUCAAACAUCAUACCUAAUAAAAUGUUCGACUUAUACCACAAUUCUUUUACCUAACUGAUUGCAUCCGCCAACUGAAUUUUACUUUGCAAAAAACUGAAACAAGAAAUUCGUCUGAGACUCGGACGUUUCGAGAUAACUGAUAGUGAAAUAUGAUAGAAGCUUCAAUACCUUUUCUAUUUAAUAAAUAUUUAUGACAAAUUAAAAUUUGAAAUUGCAAAGGCAUAUCUAGGGUUUUUUUUGGCAAGAAAGCGUUAUUGAAAUUUGUUUCACAAGCGAUAAUGCUGCAAGCUUAAAGUCACAGAGGCAACUAUAAGCUUGUGUCUCUUGCGCUAAUGCCCACAAACCUCGUACUCCUUUGCCCAGUUCAGGAAAGAUUUCUAAUAAUUGUGCGUUUACAAGCGACGCUCGCCAAAACCAACUUUCAUCGGUAAAACACCAGUUAUUUGUCUAAUCGAUUAAUUUCAUCAAAGUUUUAUUCACAGCCUGACUGUCAAUCAGUUGAAUGAAAAAUAUUUCAGAUCCAGGAAGAUUAAAUCAAAUGACUUCAGAGGGCACCCCUUUUGGACAUUUCCCGUUACAAAUCACCGAAUUGUCUUUUCACAGGACAUAUUUUCUCUCCUAGUCUGGUAAUCGGGACCUUUGGAAAAGACCUUCCCAUUAUUGUGAAACAAAUUCUGCUCCUCAUAUUUCACUUACUUUUAUAACGCACGGUUUCUUAUUUAACAAUUUUCUCCGUCUUUUCGGCCGAGUUUAACAACUGUUGCGAAAGAACUUUGAUGGUGCCAGAAGCAAGUUAAUAUGUCAAAACAAGACAAAAUCGAUCUGACGGAAUUCUUGAUACAGUGAGUAAACAUCCCUUUUCACUAUUUCUGCGCAAGCUGUAACAUUUCCGGCCGUUUCUCUCGGAAGCUCAGUAAGACGUUGUAAAUAAACCAAUAGAAAUCCCACAGUCAAUUUAAGGGACAGGUAUUAUCAUCUCUCUUUGGGACAAUAUUUACCGUUAAAUUGCUACAAUAGGAAUAUCAUCAAAUAUGAAAUGAAGUUUUUGAUCAGAUUGUACGCUGUAGAGGUGUCUUUUUAGAAGACGGAAAUAUGUUCGCGUUCUCCGGAACAGCCUUUGUUUUUUGUACCGAAGAUCAUCUCUUUCAAUUAAAUAAGUUUGCCGAUGCACAUAGAAGAAGCCAUAUUUGCGUACAGUAAUGAAACCACCCAUGUCUGAAACGCAAAUCGUUUCCUUCCAAAAAGGACUUUAAAAAGUAUGUUAUAUUUCUUUUUCUUUCUCCCGGUUGAAGCAAACUUUUUCAAGAUUUCAAGUUGAUCAGGUUACUAUUAUUCCGUUGUGUAAACUCCAACAUGGAUUAAAUAAUUACUUUCAGUUUGCCGCAUCUCGCGCUUUACAGUUAAACAAUGCACAUCUGCUUACGUCGGCACUUUUUAAAUUUUAAUUUCAGAUUCUCUUUUCCUUCUCUCAUCUUUCCCGGUAAGGCGGCUUUUGAAAAAACAAACCAUUUUGUGUUAGAAGAUUAGAAAGCCUUUAUCAGAUUUCUGAUCAACACAUGAAAGCUUGUGAAAAAAAGGUUCAGUUUAAAUUUUCUUCCUUCUGUAAGUGUCAAGACUUUUUGUCUUUUCACAGCUGUUUGUUGUAAAUUUGUGUUUUCAAUACACAACAUGGCCUCUUCCUUUCAUAGUGAAACUAGUUCUUUUGGAGUUUUGGACGUAAAGUACCGCCCUUAACUGUAAUCAACCUUUCAAUUGUAAGUUAUUCUUUUCAUCUUUUUAAAGGUAAGAUCCUUUGUUCGCGUUUCUGUGCUACAACUAAGAAACAGCGCCAAAAAAUUUGGAACAAUACAAGCGACAGGCCGCUAAUUAAAGGCACGCUUCAUUGCUUUGGUCAUUUUCAAAAAAAGAGAAGCGAAAAUAAGAAACGCAUAAUUCUUAAGGAAAAACAGAAAAAUGAAACACCAUAAACAAGGCAGUACGUGCUGGCUGAAAACGUCCAAGUCAUGGACCGACAUAGCAACGUUUUCAAAACGUUUCCGAAGUUGUUCACAUCCGUAAUCAAGACAUAUUGUUCUACAAUCCCUUUAUCGUGUAAUUGGUUAGAAUCACAUGUAAAGAACAAAAGCGAGGCAUUCCUUAAGUUCCUAUAGCAAUAAAGGUGUUUGCUUUGUGAAAUUAAAAUUUUAUUAAUUAUAAAUCUGUACAGAAACGUCGCUUGCCGAAACCGUGAGAACUCACCAACACGGUGUGCCCCAAACAUAGUUUUCGCGAUCAAGGCGUUGCAAUGAGCUUAGUGGGGAAUCGAAGUCAUUUUACAAAUCGAUACGGUCAAUUGUGGGAAACGAGACAUAGUUUUUCGCCUGGUAAGCUUAUACGUAAUAGUCUUCUAAAAUCAUAGUGUAUUUCUUAAGAGUUUGCUCAAGCCUAACAAUGAACGUAAAUUAAGGAAAAUUGUUUUUAGCUUCCGCUGUACUCACUCGAAAUCGGUUUUCUUACUUUCCAAAGAAGUGUAGUUGUAUCCCAGAGAGUAAAUGGAACAAACGCAAGUUUUAAAUAUAUAGAGCUUCUUUUGAUGAUUUUUCUCUCCUACGUAUUGCUUCGCCAGCGAAAUGCCCGGCCUUUUCCAGUUCAGCAUAUGUAAUACACCGACGAUUGAAAACUUAUUCGUGGCUAGCGAAGCACAGUGUAUUUUAACGAUAGCCAUAUGCUUAAUAAUUUUAGGACAAAAAAUGAACUUUUAUUUGGCUCUUCCGUUGCUUGCACUUUAGAGUUUAAGACACCGAGGAUAACUCUCUCUUUCUUAAUGUUAAAUUUUAUGGAAAUAUGUUUAUAGACAAAAAGAUUUGUGGCUGUGACAUGAAGCCCAGAAAUUGUGGUUUCAAAACUGAGUUUGUUAGUUGUAGUUUUACUUCAACGUUUGCUUCAGAGCGAAUAUCUUUAACGGGCAAACAGAAAAUGAAAAUGAGGCCACCGAUAACAGACGUAGAAGAAUGCCAUUGAUUCUGUUUAACCGAAUAUCAUUCAGUUUAAAAUACUGUGUUUUAAAACUGUAACUGUUUUAUUUCUGAGCACGUCUUGUAUGUAGGAUCGCUCAAAUUAUACAAAAAUAAACUAACUUUCCAACACGAAGUAUAUAAUAUUCUGCUUUUUUAUCCGCCGCAAGGUGUUACAAACCUGAAAGCAAGGUGUGUUCAAGGAUGAAACUGCUGCAGCUGGUCCACCAAGGUCUAAUUAGUUUUUGUGACCAGGAUGUUUAAAAUUGUUUUAACUUUUUGUGAAUCAGGAUGUUUUCUUUGUACGAUAAGAGUUAAAACAAAAAUAAAACAAAUUUCCAAACUGAUCUCUACUUUUCUUCAUGAAUGAGUUGAUCUAUUAAAAGAAAUUUUCAAGACCGCGUUGUUCUUUAACCUAAUCUCUUGACAUUGUAUGGAUAUCCUUAGGAGAAAUUUGACGUUAGUCACUAUUGGGACUUAAUGGGUUAUUAUACGCUUGUUUUACCCUUUCUAUACUCAUCUCUGAUUGCGUAAUUAUGGAGUUGCUUUUGGGAGAGUUCACGGUAGACACAUGUACUCAUGGCGGACCUAUUUUUAUGACCCUUUUUUUCUCUUGGUAUCUUUCACUACAGGUUUACUAAAGCGGAAAAGCAGUGGUGUAGGAGACAACGGCGAGGCCGCAAGCCCGGAGAGCUCUGAUAGUGACUACAGUAGUGGACAAACAUCAGCAUCUAAAAGAUUACACAUGGAAUCCCCGCUUCCCACGGUAAUUCCAAGCCCCACGGAUAUCCUUACUAGGGCAUUCCCUGGUGUAUCCCCCACUGUCCUAGAACAUGUGUUAAAGGGCUGCAAUGGAAAUGUUCUUCAAGCUAUUGAGGUCAUUGUGCAGUACAACGCCACAAAACCGCUGACAAACGGCAUAGUUGGUCAACAGAAUGUACUGCCGGCUCAAGCUUCACCUGACACGAUUCCCCAGGUCCCCCCUCAUGCGCAAGUUCCCACCCCUGGGUCCAUUCCCCCAAUUUUCAAGUUCAAUUACGUCAAUGGACAAUAUAGAUACCUUAUGCCACCAUCUUUGAUGCCACUGGCCUCGUACAUGAUGCCCACAACGAAUGGUUUAGGAGUUCCGUUUCCACAAUUUCCGGUCGACAUGCAAAAUCACCAUUUCAAGUCAGUGGAAAACACACCGGAAACGGAAGUAAAAAGCGAAAAUGGAAGUAGCGAGACGAAACCUGUUGUCAAUGGUUACCACACAGGUGUGUGUAAAGGCUGCGGUCAGGAUACGAAUCCAAAUGAAAAUCUCUGCUUAGCUUGCUCGGCUUCUUUCACAAGAAAAUGA
Messenger RNA from Porites lobata, 4675 nucleotides. Lineage: Eukaryota; Metazoa; Cnidaria; Anthozoa; Scleractinia; Poritidae. The record is from the annotation of a GenBank genome assembly.